UAUGCCAACAGAAAUUCUUCAUGGAAAUAUCUUUACGUGUGGAUUUCUGUUCCUGCUAUUUCAUACUCUUUCAUUGCUUAUCUUUUCGUCACCGAGUCUCCAAGGUGGCUUCUCAUGCAAGGUCGAGUCAAAGAAGCAAUGGAAAUGCUGAAAGGAGUUAAUGAAAACGCUGCAAAUUUAAAUCCACCAGCAGAAGAAAAAAGGGUUUCAUUUUGUCAACUCUACUCAUCGAUAGCAGUGUUGUUAAGAACAAGUUGGGCUCCAAAACGGAUGGUGGGAGUUAUGGGGUUAGGUCUUGGCAUUGGAAUGGUGUACUUAGGGAUGCCAUUAGCAGUGGGAAACUUGAACUACAACAUAUACCUUGCAGUUGUGUUGAAUGCGUUGAUGGAAAUACCGUCUUGCGUGGUGACCUAUUUCUUGGGAAACUGCGGGAGAAAGUUAUCGAUUCUUGUGUUCUCAGUAGGAAGUGGGAUAUGUUGCAUAGUGUGUGUGGUGAUAGGCAGUGAAGGUGUUAAGGUGGGGUUUGCAGUGGCAUCGUUUUUCUGUGCAUGCACUGCUUUUAACGUGUUUCUGAUAUUCAUGGUGGAGCUGUUUCCGACAUGCGUGAGGAACACUGCAGCAUCGGUUGCGAGACAGGCUGUGGUGUUUGGGUGCAUGUUCAGUCCGUUUCUGAUAUCUGCUAGGAGAAAGAACAAGGUUUUCUCUUAUGGCGUGUUUGGAGUGGUUAUAAUCUCCUCCACUUUGACGUUGUUGGGUUUGCCAGAGACAAGAGGAAUGCCUCUUUCUGACACCAUGGAUCAACAGCAGAACAAAGAAAGCAACUUCCCACUCUGAAAUGGAAAUUCUUUCUGCUUUUCUCGACUUUUCUAGGCUUUCUUGCUUCCUAUUACAACUCCCACCUCCACUGUCAAACAUUUAACUUAGAAAAUCGAACAAUUUCAUUAUUAAAAUUCUGUGUUUAGUUGUAAUCGUGAGGGUUGUUAAUUUUCCUUUUUGAUCAUUUUGCAAAAUUUCAAAGGUUACAUAUUUAUACUCGUAUUAAAAAGAAAGAAAAUGUAACUGUCUAUUCUAUACUUACAUAUAGAAUCUAAGUUAUUCCAUAACCUUUGUCAUCUCACCAGUUUUGCUUUACAAGGUUUUGACAUUGAAUAGGACAUUAGUACCAGUGAGAGUAUGAAAACGAGACAAAAGAGAUUUUGUGUUUGAUCCACAAGAAGUACUUUCUAACCCAACACCUAUGUGUACUAAGUUGUCCUUUAUUGGUACCUUAUUCAAUAAGACUUUCUACCCAAAAUGUUGAGCAUUUAGAAGAGCUU
Molecule: messenger RNA, 1316 nt
Organism: Vigna angularis (adzuki bean)
Lineage: Eukaryota; Viridiplantae; Streptophyta; Magnoliopsida; Fabales; Fabaceae
Product: organic cation/carnitine transporter 3
Exons: 1
Biological process (GO): transmembrane transport
Cellular component (GO): membrane
Molecular function (GO): transmembrane transporter activity
Source: RefSeq, a predicted model, not a curated record